Nycticebus coucang (slow loris) is the source of this 786-nucleotide messenger RNA. RefSeq lists its product as uncharacterized. The record is from RefSeq and is a predicted model, not a curated record. The coding region runs from base 1 to 627 and encodes 208 amino acids. The transcript is spliced from 3 exons. Lineage: Eukaryota; Metazoa; Chordata; Mammalia; Primates; Lorisidae.
AUGACGCUGGGGGUCGAGUGUAGGGAUCUGGUGGCCCAGGACGAGUCAGCCUUUCUAGCCCUCCCUCCCAAGCCUAAACCUGUGAGGGCGGCCUUCAGGCACAUCCCCGGGGGAGGCCGCAAAGGAGGUCGCCAGGGCCUUUCUGAAUCCUGGAGGCCGCCGCGGGCUUCCCGAGCCCGGCAGUUCCUUAGACUUGGGCCGCGGCCCGAGACGAGGACCAGGCCCGGCACCGCGGACGCACGGCCCGGCGGCCCCCGGCGCGGCGGCGCGCAGCACCAGGAGCAGGAGGACGCGGCGCGCACGCAGCGUGGCGGCGCGCAGCGCGCGGAGGCGGACGCGGCGUGGCGGCGCGCGGGCGCCCCAGACGGAGGCUCCUGCUCUGGCUGCUGGUGCCGGCGGCGACUCUUCCGGCGGAGCGCGGCGCGCGGCUCGCGCAGGAAGGCGGCCAAGUUCGCGCGGCCGUGCAAGGCUGCGCAGGAGCGGGGCCUGUGGGGCCGCUCGAGCCUGCGGCGGCUGCUGCAGAGGCUGGUGACGUGGCGGCGGCGCUAUGUGCGGCGCGGGGAGCGGCCGGAGAGGCUGGAGGAGAUCCCGCUGCUCGUGCUGGACCGUGCGCGGUUCGGAGACUAGGCCGCCUCGGCGGCCGCGUGGAGCCGGACCUACACGCCCCCUGCACGCUGCGCUUUGGAGUUCUGUUUUGUAAAGAAAGGUGUUAAUCCCUAUUGCACAGGAGAAAUUGAUUUUCCAAUUACCAAGAAAUCCGCAGCUGCCACAGACAGGCAGCCCCUG